GAUUCACCACCCUGUGACCUCUCUCAGGUGGUUUCUUCCUAACCUUUAACACCUGAGAGGUGGCUCCGAGCAGGGCGGUGACACCGGCACAGGUAUGGCAGACCUCAGCACGACCUGGGAGCGUGAGUUGUUGGAGCAGUUCUCCUGUCUGACUGCCGCCACAGACGAUGACUCCCAUCUGAAUACAGCAGAUAUUACUUCAGAAAGAAGCCAUGACACGACGGGCUUAUUGCAUUUAAGUGAUGAAGUUCUCUUGGUUAUACUGAGGAACUUGGACCCAGUGUCGCUGCUGAGGCUCGGCAGCACGUGUAGCUUAUUGUUCCGAGUUUGUUCCUGCAACUCUCUCUGGACCACACACUUCCGGGAUUCGUUUAGGGUCAGUCUGUCAUAUACCAACGUCCGGUGUCCCGUACCAGCCAAAACUGCCUUCCGCUUGGUUUUUAUGUGGCGGUCCCUCUUCAGAAACAUCCACUGUAACCGUGCAUUUCAGGAGAAACUCUUUGUGGAGAUCCCCUUUGCGCUGCACAAGUACUGGAUCCAGUGGCUCGUGCUGGAAGAAAGCGUUCCCUUGCCUUCAGUGAGGCUUCCCUGCAGCGACGUAGAGAAACUAUGGGGAAUCACUGCAGAUUUGUUCCAGGACAAACUCCAAGAGAAAACUGAAGAUUGUGACACCCUCAAGUUUGAAUGGAGGGAGCUGUAUCAUCUUGCAUUGAAGCAUCAUGGAAGCAUCUCUCUGGUCUUCCAGCAUGUUCUCAGCCAGCACCAAAACAGUGAGCACACAGAGUUGGAGUCCAUGUACCAUCAGUACGUCCAGUGCCGGUUCCAGUGGCUUUUCACAUAUUGGUUGUUUCGUCAGCCGGCUCCAUACAACAAGCAGCUGCGAUCCAUUUUCCUGCAGUGGAAAAAGCACAGCAAGAGAAAAGUGGCCACCUGGGGUGAAACUCUGUGUGAUGUGAGGUACCUGGCAUCCCUGCACCCCGUUACCAAAGACUACUGGAGAGGCCAAUUAGCCCGGGGAGAUGAGAGCCUGGGGAUUCAGACUGUCGGAAACUACUUCUCCAUGUGCAAGUCUCUCGUGGCCUGGAUCCUGGGCCGGGACUGGGGCCGACUCAAGCGAAGAAAGGUUUAUGAAGACACACUGGAGGGUGUGUAUCUUCUGCUGAGACGGGAGAUGCAGGAGACGCUCGUCGAGCACGAGCGCUUCUGGCAGGUGGCCAAAGUCCAGAUGACCCGUGUCUGUACGCUGGAGGAGACUGCUGCAAAUUACGUCAACUGGAAGAUGAUUGAGACGCUCCCCUACUACAAGCUGUAUCUGGUGUCUGGUAACUCGGUGUACCUGGAUCACGUACAAGGUUUCCUGCGUAGAAAGAGGCUGAUCCGAGAUUGGAUUUACAUGGAGGAGAACAGCUGGGCGAGACAGUUGCUGCCCGAAUCGCUCUACACGCUGCUGGAGUUUGACACCAAGAUCUCUCAAGAGAGUUUGCACGGGGAUUGUGUGACGGCGCAGCUCAGUCGGCUGAUGUGGCUGUACCUGAACUCUGGCCAGGAGCUCUAUCUGCAGGCGCUGAAGGGAAUGGUGCUGCAGUGCGCUCAUGCCUGUCUCGGGCAUCUCAACGCGCUUCAGGCCUGUCAAGUACCUGUGGCUUAGACCACAUACACUCACUCCAACAUUUGAAGUGUUUUAACAUGUUUUUUUUUUUUAUUUUUUUAAACAUACCGAAGAUUAGUAUUUUUUUUUUUUUUUUUUUUUUUUUUUUUUUUUUUUUUUUUUUUUUUUUUUUUUUUUUUUUUUUUUUUUUCUUUUCCCCCAACAACUUUCACUGUUGAAGUUGUUAGUCUUAAGGCUUUACUGCACUAAAGCGUUCAUUCUCAAUUUAUGUCUGAGUAAAUGCAGUGCGUAUGCGACAAUAAUUGUUUUUAAUGUUGUAUUGGUUUUAUCCUGCCAAAUGAACACUAGUCUCUUUUUGAGAUGCUUUUAUUGUAACUAUCAUGUGACUUUCUACUUGAAUUAGUCUUACCAUGGUAAACUGCAGGGUUGCUGACUUAUUAAAAGCACCUUUACACUCCA
Labeo rohita (rohu) is the source of this 2068-nucleotide messenger RNA. RefSeq lists its product as uncharacterized. NCBI's taxonomy places the organism in Eukaryota, Metazoa, Chordata, Actinopteri, Cypriniformes, Cyprinidae. The transcript is spliced from 8 exons. Gene Ontology annotation, molecular function: protein binding. The record is from RefSeq and is a predicted model, not a curated record. The coding region runs from base 95 to 1648 and encodes 517 amino acids.